CAAUAAUUAUUUAUAUUGUAUUUACUUUUGAUUUAAUAUGUAAACUAUAUAUUAUAUUUAAAUUGUUUUAAUCAACCUAACAGAUUUGUAUAAUCAGGCCAUUGUCCAUUGAUUAAUUUAAAUUUGUUUUAAGUACAAGUUUCUAAUAUUAUUGUGUGAAAAAUGAGGGAAAAAAUGUGAAAGUUUAAAAAUCUUAGAAGCGGCAAUACAUAAUUUUAUUACAUUGUUGUUAAAUUAAGCUACUGCUUAUGAAAUUAAAUAUCAGUGUGAUAUCUAUAAAAUAUUAAUGCUUAUCGUAAGAGAAAACAGAAGAUGUAUAUUCAUGAGAGACUAUGCCAGUGGUUAGGACAUUUGAAGUUAUCUCGUGUAAUAUUAAUGGUUUCGGUCAUACUAUUUCUUGUGCCACUAUUUACACAUUACUAUCUGUCUAAGUAUGAGACAACAUCUUCGCUGAGCGCUGAUUCUAUGCAACAUACAUUAGAAGCAUUAAAUGAUAUAUCAGGCGAUGAUCUCAAAAUUAGAAUUAAGGAAAUGCUAAAGAUAAAGGCCUCAGUUUCUACUGAAUUGCGAGAGUUAGAGGAAAGACGCGGAAGGUUGCAGAAAGAGGCAGCAGCAGCUAGUGCUAAAGCUGACAGUGUUAAAGCUGAAUACGUGCGGGCGUCAGCAGAAUUACAAAGGUUGCGAGUAUCAGCAGAUCAGGCGCGGCUGGCACAGUUAGAAGCUAUCAGACGAGAUUCUCCUGAACUAGCUCCACCAAUACAGAUCCUACCAUCCCGUCCCCCGCCAGUCCUACCACCUUUGGAUCUAUCUUCUGAACGGCAAUGCCGCAUGCAUUCAUGUUUUGAUCAUUCAAGGUGUUCUUUAACAUCUGGCUUCCCAAUAUACUUUUAUGAUCCUGAUAUAUAUACGCCACUGGCAGAUGCAGAGAUCGAUGGUUUUUUGAAGACUACUUUGCGUCAAACUUUGGGUUACAAUGCACACCUGACUCAGAAUCCAAAUGAAGCUUGUAUUUAUGUUUUAUUAAUUGGAGAAGCUUUUCCUAUAAACAAAAACCACUUAUCAUCAAAGGAAAAAUUUAAACUCCUAAAUGAAACUGCUAUUAAAAAACUGCCAUAUUGGGGUGGUGAUGGUCGGAACCAUAUAUUGUUAAACCUGGCAAGACGGGAGCUUUCAGUUGGCUCGGGGGAUGCAUUUCUGGGUGCAUCAACUGGACGAGCAAUGAUUGCUCAAUCCACGUUUACCCUACAUCAAUUUCGUCCUGGAUUUGAUAUUGUAACACCUCCCGCAUUGGGGCCGCCUGGAGGAGAUGUCUGGGCAGACUGUGAGCCAAUUGCACCUGCAAGACGAAAAUACCUAUUGAGUUUUCAGGGGUCAAUAUCACCGGUAUACGAUCCACAUAGAGAUCAUGACAAGGCAUUGAUAGAAACACUACAGAAAACUGCAAAUGCUACGCCCACUUCAGAUGUAUUUCACUUACAUUUUGAAUGUGAUCCACCCGUGGAACGACGUGCAUUGCUAUCGAUAGGUGAUUGGGCAUUAUGUGGGACCGAUCGAUCGAGGCGUGCUGUUCUUAAAGAUUCAACCUUUGUUUUAAUUUUGGCACCGUCAGAUCAGAAUUAUGCUUCAACAGCACUUUUACAAGCUAGAUUAUAUGAGGCCUUAAGAUCGGGAGCUAUACCAGUCAUACUGGGAGGGGAUCGAAUUCGACUGCCGUUUGAUGAAGUUCUCGAUUGGCGGCGGGCAACAAUAGCAUUGCCUAAAGCGCGUAUCUCUGAGUUACAUUUUCUAUUGCGUGCACUAUCCGACGCAGAUUUAUUGGCAUUCAGAAGACAAGGCCGCGUUCUCUGGGAAAGAUAUUUAAGCUCACUACAAGCUAGCACUGACACCCUUUUAGCUGUAGUCCGAACUCGUUUAAACAUACCUGCCCGACCAGCCACACCUACAGCAGGAAUCCCCGCGUUUAAUGAAUCAUUCUACCCACCAAAAAUGGAGCCUCCAGCUGUGGACGCCGAACCCGAAGAAACUUUGGGGCCUCUAGAAGCUCCAUAUCCAAGUCCGGGGUACCGGAGAAAUUAUACCGUUUCUCUGUUGCAUGGUUAUGAGAUGUGGAACGAUUGGGGAGAGCCAUUCGCUAUAUAUCCUCAGUUGCCUUGGGAUCCACCUGUGACGUCAGAGGCGAGGUUUAUGGGUUCCGCGGCGGGGUUCCGACCCAUCGCUGCAGGCGCGGGGGGCUCGGGAAAGGAGUUCAGCGAGGCGCUUGGUGGGGACCGACCUCGGGAACAGUUUACAAUUGUAAUAUUGACUUAUGAGAGAGAGACUGUGCUGGCUGCGGCGAUAGCACGACUGCGCGCUCUGCCAUACUUGAAUAAGGUAGUGGUAGUGUGGAACGGGGUUAGCGGACCGUCGUGGUCCCAGUCGUGGCCCGAAUCCGGAGCGCCCGUGGCUAUAGUCCGCACACAACGCAACUCCCUCAACAACCGGUUCCUGCCCUACCAUCUCAUCGAGACUGAGGCGGUGCUGUGUGUCGAUGACGACGCGCAUCUGAGACACGAUGAAAUUGUCUUUGCCUUCAGAGUAUGGCGCGAACACCGCGACAGGAUUGUGGGCUUCCCGGGACGGUACCACGCCUGGGAUCUGAACUUCAACAAUGGCUUCCUCUACAAUUCCAACUAUAGUUGUGAAUUGAGUAUGGUGCUGACGGGAGCUGCUUUCGUCCAUAAAUAUUAUCUGUGGGCGUAUUGGCGCAUGCUCCCGGCGGCCAUUCGGGAUUACGUCGACGAGUAUAUGAACUGCGAAGAUAUUGCGAUGAACUUCCUUGUGGCUCACAUCACAAGAAAACCCCCCGUCAAGGUGACGUCACGGUGGACAUUUCGUUGUCCGGGGUGUCCUGUGACGCUGUCUGCGGACGAGACGCACUUCCACGAGAGACACAAGUGUAUACAGUUCUUCUCGCAGGUAAUGGGGUAUACUCCGUUGCUGUCGACCCAGUUCCGCGCAGACUCGGUGCUGUUCAAGACGAGAAUACCUCACGACAAACAGAAGUGCUUCAAGUUUAUUUAAAGAACUGAACAGGUUAUGUCAUCUAUUGCUUUAAUAUGUAUCUUUAUUAUGAUACUAACCUCAUGGUAUCUACUAGCCGCUUUUUCAGCAAGUUAUUGUAAACUUCGCAAGUCAAGUUUUGUAGAGCGGUAUGAAGGAUUUCGGUGAGUUCGCCAGAAUUUAAUAUAAUGGUUAGAGGUAAUGUCGCGCCGUGUUACUGUCUAUGAUGAAAAAUGUUCUCUAUGCUAAUAUUAUAAAGAAGAAAGAUUUGAAUGUUUUGCAUUGAAUAGGCCCGAAACUACUGAACCGAUUUGAGUAAUUCUUUCACUGUUGGGAAGCUACGCUAUACCCGAGUGACAUCGUAUAGUAUAUUUGCAAAAAAUUAGGGAUCCUUACUAAAAGUCCAGUAAUGUAAGCCAAAGAUUUAUAUAUAAAUCCAGUGUCCUGAUGUUUGUUUCCAGUGAACUCCUAAACUAAUGAACGGAUUUUAAUGGGGAUUACGUCAUUGAGUUUAGUCCAACUUGAGAGAUAGGAUAGUUUUUAUUUCAAUCUGGGACCCCAAUAUUUGUGUUAUAUGGACAUAUUUUCUUAGGAGAGAAUUUAUUGACGCACGGUUUGACAGUUCUGCUAUGAAACUAUUUCAUUAACAGAGAGCAUAUUUUACGAAGUAUUUCUUGAUGUUAUGAAAUAUUAUUGACAAAUUAAUAAAAAAACUGUAUUUUAUUUAUUAUGUAUAGAACAACUUUUUUUUCUGAGUGUGAAUGAAAUGAAAUCAUCAAAUAAAACUGUUAAAUGAAAUUGUAUGUAUUGUAUUUUGUAUGCGAAAAGCAAAUAUGAUAAAGUGUAUAUAAAUCAUAAAAGUUAUAUUGUGUUUGUGAUAUUCAAACUACCGAAUACUUGAUAAAAACAGUGAAGACGUAAUCUAUACGUAGUAUGAUCCCGAUCACUCUUAUCUGCGCCCGUCAUCUUGAGACUGAAGCCGGCAUGAUUAGUUUUGACUAAAUUUAGACGGAGCAACCGUUUUGAAUAAAGUUUUAUAAUUAUUAAGUUGUCACCUAGUCUGUUUUAAAAUCUUUUUAUUUUACUUUUUGUAGGUUUAAAUUAUUAUCAUUAUAAGUUAAUAAAUAAUUAAUCAAGCUUAAGUAAUAUUGUAUUAUUCAAUGAAAUCAAACGAUUUUUGUCGUUAUUUAUUGCAAUGUUAGAUCAAAACCGCUCUGAAUUGUUGAGUGCAGCUGAAUGAAUGUAUUUGUUAACGUUCUUUUUUUUAAACUUUAUGUUAUGAAUUGUAAUUUUGGUUACAACAAAAAUACUGAUAUAAUAUUUGGUAGUAUCGUCCCAUAGACUUACAAUCUUUGAUUAAGGAUUGGUCUCCAAUGCGCUCCAGCUAGAUACCGCAUUAGCUAAGAACAAUAGUGUUUAUUGUUUCGGCAACUAUUAGAUGCUUGUGUGCGUGGCAUCUUGACACUCAAUGGUAUCUUUCUAAUUUUGUAACAUACGCUUCGUGUUAUUUUACAUUGAAAUUAAUAAAAUACAAAAUAAUUAUGAUAUAAUGUGAUUUCAGAGUCUUUCUUAUUUCUUGUAGUAUUAUUUUUACAAACUUUUAGUACGCAACGCAAAUUUUAGUUUCAAUUAUUAGCAAAGUUAAACAAAACAUGCGGCAUUGUUCGAGACUGGCUCGAGUACCCCCACUUGGGCGUAGUAUUAGUUGCCGCACUUGGAGACCAAUCCUUAAUCUAAGAUUAGAAUAUAACUGCGUAUAGAGGAUCUGACAACUCGGUAAUGUGUGACCAAUUUUAAUUUAUCACUGUGUACGUUACCUCGUUUAAUAUUCAAUUCCAUCGUGGCGGACUAUUUACGACUUGCCAAUUAAAGUCAGUCAAAUAGUAUCUCCGAUAGAGGUGUUCUCUCUCGCACAUUUUGGUUGUCUAUACGCCAGUAUACUGUAAGUCUAUUUGUCAUACCAUAGCCUACUAUUAGUGAUGGUCAUACUAAAUAUUAAUAAAGGAUUUUCUUAUAUUUGUUUCGAUUUUGGUGCUAGAUGUGUGAAGAACUAUCUGUAUUGCAUAAUAUUGAAAUGUAGUUUAAACUAUUUACUAAUUAUAUUUAUAUUAUGAUAAUAGGACAUUAAUGGUGUUAUUACAAAAAAAAAUUAAACAUGGCUCAGACACGUGAUCUAACUAUAACAUCGUCAGCGACCUAACAAUAACGACGUCUAAAAUGGAACAAUAGAACAAAUAAAGGAACGGAAUGCAAUUUUUGACAGCUGUCAUCUAUCUGUCAUCAUAAUUGUAAUCUAAAUCUUCCUUAGGAAUAUGAUCUUUUCCUUAGACAAGCUUGGACUCGUGUUUAAAUUUAAGCAAUGUCUAAAAGAUUGUUCAACACUAAAACAACAGAAAGAGACAGAUUUACAAUAGAACAAUUUUUUAAACCAAGUGUGCAACCCAUGUUUAACUUUUUUGUAAUAACCGUAAACGUUUUAUAUUAUGCUAAAAGAAAAAGGUUUAUUUAUUCCUGAUGUGUAUGUGUGGUACGUGAUGACUUUUGUUUCUUAUUCUCAAUAUUAGAAAACGAUAUGUUGCGCUUAUCCAACGAUAAAUAAGGAUGGAAUUAAGUCGCAGUUUGGUUGGUUAUGUGGGUCAAUGACCGAAAUUCUCUGCUCCGCGAUCGAUGUGUGAAAUUGUAAUUGUUAUAAAAAAAUUCGUGGUUACAAAGAACACAUGUCGGAAGUGAAUCCUGCAUUGUGUGUGCAUGAACCUCUAAACUGCAUAUGAAGUCCUGAGGGCCUACCAUCAACUUUUAAUAAGCGAUGCGAAUCCGAUACAGUUCAGAAGUUCGUACCAUGAAGUGCCUUUUACUGAAUAGCGUUUGGAUAGCAAAUGAAGAAUGAACGAAAUAAAAUUGCGUUUCGAAACCUAAAAUGAUAUGAUUUUAGCGGUUUUUUUUGCGUAGAAAAUACUAAAAAUACACUUUAAAAUUGCGCAAUUGCGUUAAAUUAUAAACCAUUAAGCCCUUUUUUAUACUUAUUAAAUAAUAGUAAUGUAAAUAAAUAUAGUUCUUUGAAUUACAAAUUAAAUGUUUUCUUAUGUGUUUUCGUAAAAAUAACGAGUUAUGAACGCACCUCCAUUGAUGUUUGAUUUGACAGGACCAGACUACAUUUUUUUUAAUUUAAAUCGGUCACUUUGACAAAUAAGCUAUCCAGUUUAGGUUGAAAUAACACCUCAUGGUACGAAUGAAUGAACGAACUAAAUCAGUUUGCGAUUCAGUUGAUAUCAUUGCGAUUUAAUCAGUUGAUUUAACGUCAACCUAAAUUAGAUAGCUCUAAUCACGUCGUGGUACGAAAUAGCAAUGCAGUUCAUUUUUAGGUUGUCAAUUGAAUCGCAAUAAGAGUUCAUGGUAGGCCCGCUGGUAUAUUAUGUUGCUAGGAUGACACAUGUUUUCAACCGCUAUGAAAGGCAAUACCAUCACCGCUACCAUAUUUGUUUGCCUGGUGUCUAUGUACUGUAGUAAUAAGUCGUGCGCAUAACGUCAGAAUAUUAUAUUAAGGUAUACUCGCGUCAUAACCAUAAGACAAUCUCUUGUCCAAGUAUGAUCGCCUGGUACCAAAACAUUGUAUAAGGCUUCCUAUUUCAAUUUCUCUUACGUUCAAUCUUAUGAAUUUAUGUCUCUCUUUACUGUCGCUUUUUCGUUUCAUCGUGACGAUGCUAAAGAAGUUAUUCACUUAAAAAAUUUACCUUUACAAUUAUUAAUUAUGUUAAUUGUAUUCUAAAUUAUCUUCACAUUUGUGAUUAUUUUUUGAACUGAUUUAGUUAUGCCCAUAUUUAAUUACAGUAAUGAAAUCCCCGAUUAUGAAAACUACAUUGUUGUAAAAAGCAUUUUAUUAUAUUUUUAUAUUGUGUGUCGAAUGAAUUAUUAUUAAAAUA
Leptidea sinapis is the source of this 6959-nucleotide messenger RNA. RefSeq names its product exostosin-3 (gene botv). The record is from RefSeq and is a predicted model, not a curated record. The transcript is spliced from 10 exons. Lineage: Eukaryota; Metazoa; Arthropoda; Insecta; Lepidoptera; Pieridae. The coding region runs from base 313 to 3060 and encodes 915 amino acids. Gene Ontology annotation, cellular component: membrane. Gene Ontology annotation, molecular function: glycosyltransferase activity.